UCUUGCCAUUGGCAUAUGGUGUGAUAGAUUCCGAGAACGAUAAGUCUUGGACGUGGUUCUUUGAGCAGUUCAGACAAGCUUAUGGAAUUAGGGAUAACAUGUGUGUUGUAUCGGAUAGGCAUGAGAGCAUUAUUAAGGCAGUGUUAAGAGUAUAUCCAACUGUGCCACAUUUGGCAUGUAUAUGGCAUUUAUGUCAAAGCAUGUCAAAGCAUUACAAGACGAAAGAUGAAGUAUUAUGCCCCGUAUUCUAUGCACUUGCAAAAGCAUACACACAAGAUGAGUUUGGAAAGCUCAUGGAGAAAAUUGAGAAGGUUGAUUAUCGGGUGAAAGAUUACUUGGAGAAUGCUGGAAAGGAAAAGUGGGCUCGACUGUAUUCACCAGUUCACAGAGGAUAGACAAUGACCUCAAAUAUAGCCGAGUGUAUUAAUGGAAAAGUAGUAGCAGCAAGAGAGUUGCUUGUUUUUUAUUUUAUUGAAGAAGUGAGAAAGAUAUUCGGAAGAUGGAAUUGCACUAAUAGAAGAAAUGGCACAUACACAUUCACAACUCUCGGGAAAGCAUUCCAGCAAUUAUUAUCAAUAAAUGAGUGUAAAUCUCUACGUAUAACGGUUGAACCAUCGACUGAAUUUGUGUAUAGCGUACAUGAUCAAUCAAGGCGUUUCAUAAUUGAUCUUAAAAAGAAAACAUGCCAGAUGUUCCAAAUGGAAGAGAUACCAUGUCCGCAUGCAUGGGCUGUUUUGAAGAGUAAGAGCCUUACGCCUGAUGAUUUUUGCUCAGAUCUAUUCAAACCAAAAACAAUGGUGAAGACGUAUAAUGUGCCAGUUGAUCCUCUCCCUGACAAGAGUGAGUGGAAUAUUCCCAAACACAUAUCCGAUGAAGUUGUUUUACCACCGAGAUAUAAGAGACCCCCAGGGAGGCCACAGAAAAAGCGAGACAAACCAUUAAUGGAGACGAUGAUUAGUAAACGUAGGAAUGCUUGUAGUACUUAUGGACGUCUUGGCCACAAUAGGCGUUCUUGUUGUAAUUAGCCUCGUAAGAAGUAAAUGUUUAGUUUGUAAGUGCAUUUAUUUGUUAUGGAACACUUAUCCCAGA
Lycium barbarum (goji berry) is the source of this 1089-nucleotide messenger RNA. RefSeq lists its product as uncharacterized. The coding region runs from base 399 to 1025 and encodes 208 amino acids. The record is from RefSeq and is a predicted model, not a curated record. NCBI's taxonomy places the organism in Eukaryota, Viridiplantae, Streptophyta, Magnoliopsida, Solanales, Solanaceae. Gene Ontology annotation, molecular function: zinc ion binding. The transcript has 2 exons.